GCGAGUCCGACAUGCAGCCGCCGAGGCCACGCCCAUGCGCUUUCGUGCGGCGCCAGCGCCUUCUCCAUUGCCAAUGGCCCCGUGUCUGCAAAUGCCAUGGCCAUGGCCGCGCCCUCGAUGGCCCAAAGGAGCCCAUGGCGCCUUGGACCAGGGGGCGCACAGCCAUGUCCCCGCGCUGGACGCUCUCCGCCCAGAAGAUCGAUCCGCUUCUAUGCAAUGCGAGCUAUGCGGCACAGCCCAAUGGCGAGUCAUUGUGCAAAAGCAAAAGCCGUUUCCCGACAUUGCAGCGGCGGCAGUACCAGUACCGAGGCUCGUCGAGCGCUGCCGGCGGCUGAGCGUGAGGCUCUGCACAGCGCGCUGCAGUUCCAGGAUGCGCCUGCAGACGACGUCCCCAACGACACGGACACGGCGCGCCCUGGCAGCUGGAGAGCUGAGGGCUUGAUGAGGCUCUAGGUGGAUUCGCAGCGGGUGUCCCACUGGCGUCCCACUGGAGAAAAAGGACGGCGCCAAUGCGUGUGGAGCUGUUGGACGAGCGACCCGCUGUAUCUGAAGUCACACUGACAUACGCGCGGAAGCGUUGCCGGGCAAAGGGCCUAGUUUUGUGAGCAAUGGGCUUGAUCGUCGAUUGGGAGAGCGACCUGCGGCUUGCCUGUGCAUCUUUAGGGGCGAGGCUGAAAGAUUUUGAGGCUCCAUGUGACAAGACUGGGCAUCUUUGCAGUCGUGUUGUUGGCCGUGGAGCGCUUCCCCUCCCCCGCUUUAAAGGCAAAACACCCCUCUUCGCGCGUCAUACCCGAACACCG
Messenger RNA from Exserohilum turcica Et28A, 800 nucleotides. RefSeq lists its product as uncharacterized. The record is from RefSeq and is a predicted model, not a curated record. NCBI's taxonomy places the organism in Eukaryota, Fungi, Ascomycota, Dothideomycetes, Pleosporales, Pleosporaceae. Bases 118 to 453 code for a protein of 111 amino acids. The transcript has a single exon.